Molecule: messenger RNA, 224 nt
Organism: Dentiscutata heterogama
Lineage: Eukaryota; Fungi; Glomeromycota; Glomeromycetes; Diversisporales; Gigasporaceae
Source: the annotation of a GenBank genome assembly
AUGACAACUCGUCCCGAACUAUUUACUCAGCGAAUAAUUUUGUCAAAUGGAGCUACUUACACAAUGCGUACAACCUCUCCAAAAGCUUUAAUUAAAUUAAUUAAAGAUACUCGCAAUCAUCCACUUUGGAACCCUACGACACAAUAUGAUUCUUUGGAUGAUGAAAGUGGUCAAUUGUCGAAAUUUACUAAAAAAUUCGGAAAUGAAGAAUACGAUUUGGAUUA